AUGGAAUUGGAAAACUUCCCCGGCUUGCCGCCAUUUCCUGGCAAUAUGCUAGUCAUGGAUCUUGAUCGGCUUUCAUUGGCCAAACUACUAGACCACGAUGACGAGGAAUGCCGCAGGUUCUAUCUCGCGUGCGAGAAAAUUGGAUUCUUCUAUUUGGAUAUGCGCUCUCAAAAGGAUGGUCAAUCCAUUUUGUCAUAUGCGGAUAAGCUGUUCCGAGUCAGCGAGCAGUUGUUCUCUCUCAAGGUUGAGGAAAAAGGAAAAUACGACUUUAGCGAGAAGAAUUCGUUCUUCGGAUACAAACCCCUUGGGUCGUACGUCAUUGAUAGUCGGGGAAAUACUGACAGGGAAGAAUUUUAUGAUGUUUCAAGGGACGAUCUUCUUGGACAUGCACACGCCUUACCUCAGCCAGAGGUAGUGAAUGAGGAGCUUGAAGUGUUCAAAUCCUUCGCUUCGAGUACUCAUUCGGUCAUCGUUACGCCUUUACUGGAUCUUCUGAAUGAACACUUACAGCUUCCUCCGUCUACCUUGGCGAAUCUGCACCGCAUCGACCGUCCAAGUGGCGACAUGGUCCGACUCACUAGAUGUCCUCCGCAGCCAGUCGAGGACAAAGCUGCGCGUCUUGGUGAACACACAGACUUUGGCAGCAUUACGGUCCUCUUCAACCGUCUGGGCGGUCUACAGGUUCUCGUUCCAGGCACGGAUGCUCAAUGGAAAUGGAUCAAGCCGAUUCCUGGACAUUGCAUUGUCAAUUUGGGAGAUACGUUGGUGAAGUUCACCAAUGGGCUUCUAAGAUCCAACAUUCAUCGCGUGGUUGCCUCUCCAGGAGAGCAGGCAGAGUGUAUUAGGUAUAGUCUGGGGUAUUUUUCCCGUCCGGACCACAAUGCUGUUCUGAAGAGGCUUGAUAGCCCCGCCAUCCCAGCCUUGCCAGCAGGCAUUGUCGAGGAGGAUUUCACUACUAGGGACUGGCUUGUACGCAGAGCACUCUCCAGACGUGUUAACCUGAGAAAUGGUGUGAGUUCCAGCGCUCUGGAUUAUGCUAAGCACUCAGGAACAGAGAAAAUCAGUCGGCGGGUCAAAGCUUAA
Messenger RNA from Talaromyces proteolyticus, 1083 nucleotides. RefSeq names its product putative 1-aminocyclopropane-1-carboxylate oxidase. The transcript is spliced from 2 exons. Bases 1 to 1083 code for a protein of 360 amino acids. Gene Ontology annotation, molecular function: dioxygenase activity. Lineage: Eukaryota; Fungi; Ascomycota; Eurotiomycetes; Eurotiales; Trichocomaceae. The record is from RefSeq and is a predicted model, not a curated record.